AUGUCAAUUAUCAUUAGAUGUGUGGAUAUUGAAGAUACAAAUCAAGUCAAGGUGGAAGAGUUUUUUCUUGGAUUUAUAAAGGUUGAUGACACGUCGGCUACUUUGAAUGAACUUAAUCUCAACAUUGAUGAUAUAAGAGGUCAAGGUUAUGACAAUGGGUCAAAUAUGAAAGGUAAACAUCAAGGUGUACAAAGAAGACUUCUUGACAUAAAUCCUCGAGCUUUUUAUACACCAUGUGGGUGCCAUAGCUUAAACCUUGCACUAUGUGAUAUGCCAAAAUCUUGUGUCAAAGCUAGAAAUUUUUUUGCAUAUGUGCAAAAGGUUUACACUUUAUUUGAUGGAUCAACAUAUCGGUGGGGUGUUCUUAAAACAUAUGUAAAAGGUCUGACACCAAAGCCAUUGUCGGUUACUCGUUGGGAAAGUCAUGUUGAAAGUGUUAAAGCAAUCCAAUAUCAAGCACCGGAGUUGAGAGACGCUUUGAUUGAAAUUGCAAAUAGUUCUAAAGAGGACAUUGUGAUGGCAGAAGCAAAAGGCUUGUGUAAAAAUGCUUUGGAGGAUUUUGAGUUCUUGAUUAGCUUGUGUAUUUGGUAUAAGAUUUUAGAUAAAGUCAAUCGAGUUAGCAAAGUUCUUCAACAAGAAGAGAUGAAUUUGGAGGAUGCAAUUACAAGAAUAAAUGAGCUUAUUGUUUUCUUUCAAAAGUUUAGAGAAGAUGGUUUUGAAAACAUGAUGAAAGAAGCUAAUGAACUUGCUAAUGAUGUUGGUAUCGAUCCGACAUUUCCGAUAAAAAGAGUGGUUCUUAGAAAGAAGCAUUUUGAUGAGGAUGUGGAAGCGAAUGUUGAAGAUAGUCAAUCACCGGAGGAUAAUUUUAGAGUUUUCUAUUUCCUCUAUAUUAUUGAUCAAGCUCUUACAUCACUCAAAGAUCGGUUUGAACAAUUCGAGCUCUAUGAAGAAAUCUUCGGUUUUUUGUUUAAUGCAAAGUUCAUGAGCAUUGGUGAAGAAAAAUUAAUGGAACAUUGCAUUAGAUUACAAAGCUACUUGGAACACAACCAACAAUGUGAUAUACAUGGAAAAGAUUUAUUCAAUGACCUACGAGCUUUGCAAACAAUAUUGCCGAAGGAAGUGACUAAAUCAAUAGACAUCCUUGACUUCAUAAGAUCUUAUUAG
Molecule: messenger RNA, 1164 nt
Organism: Asparagus officinalis (garden asparagus)
Lineage: Eukaryota; Viridiplantae; Streptophyta; Magnoliopsida; Asparagales; Asparagaceae
Product: zinc finger MYM-type protein 1-like
Exons: 1
Coding region: 1-1164 (387 amino acids)
Source: RefSeq, a predicted model, not a curated record